Molecule: messenger RNA, 1215 nt
Organism: Monopterus albus (swamp eel)
Lineage: Eukaryota; Metazoa; Chordata; Actinopteri; Synbranchiformes; Synbranchidae
Product: complement C1q-like protein 2
Exons: 5
Coding region: 181-741 (186 amino acids)
Molecular function (GO): protein binding
Source: RefSeq, a predicted model, not a curated record
UGGAAACAGGCGGGACAGAAUCAUGACAGUAUAAUCGUAGCAGGGCUGUAUGAGCACAGCAAUACAGGGACAGAUGUGGAAACCACUGCACAGCAGAUCUCUUACCAGCAGCCGUGUCUGCAGGACGUCCAUGCUGCGCUGAAAGAGCUGACCGCCUCGUUGGCUGAACAGAAGGUGGAGAUGAGGCUGUUACAGAGAGAGAAUGAAGCACAAGCAGCAAAGCUGCAAGAGGUGAGGGCUGAGUUGGAGAAGCAGAAAACUGAGAUGCAGAGCCAGAAGUUUGAGCUCGAUGGGCAGAAAACGGAGACUGACAAGCUGAAGCAACAGCUGCAUGCCGGGCAGGUGGCUUUCUCAGCCUCGCUGUUGUCCGACGGCGAGGCAACUAUCGGACCCUUCAACGGACACACUGCUCUGGUCUUUAAAAAUGUCGUCACAAACAUCGGAAGUGCCUACGACCCAAACACAGGUGUUUUCACUGCAGCGGUGAGAGGAGUCUAUCACUUCGAGUGGCACAUCGGUGUUGAUUCAAGUAACACAGCUGCUGUGUUGGUCAAGAACACAAACCACAUUUUUACUGCAUAUGAGCAUCAGACAGCUGGUUAUGGGGCUUCUUCUCAAAGUGCGUCACUGCUUCUAGAGGCCGGAGACACUGUGUGUGUGCAUCAGUGGACUGGCACAAAGAUACAUGAUAAUCAGAACCACCAUAGCACCUUCAGUGGUCAUCUGCUUUUCACCCUGUGAGAGGGGAAAUGUGUGGGCUUGCUUUGCAUUGACUAAAAGAAAACUGACUACCUUCCCUGUUAAAUGUGAUUUAGUCUCUCAUUCAAGAUUUCUUUUGUGACAAGCAGAUGUGCUUCAACAGUUUCUUAUUAACACAUGGAAUGAACACAGAGCUUUGCUGUUAAUAUUUACAAAGUCCAGGUCUUGUAAUAAUGAUGUAUUAAGUCAUAUAUAUGAAAUGUUUUCUUAUAAUUACAAGUGAUGGGUCUCAUCAUUAUCGGACAGCAAUUCCAAGAUAAAUCAGUGUUUUGUCUUUGCUGAAUGCAAUGAGCUUUCAAAGAAAACUGUCUCAAACAUAAUCUGAUAAUUUAGAGACUAUAACAAACUCUAGUAAAGAUCAAAUUUUCUGUUAAAUAAAAGCCUCAAAACAAUUUUCAUCCAUAUAAACACUUAGCUCUGUAUUAAUGUGCACAUAAUGAUAAACAAUAAAAGGAG